AUGUCGUUGCUUCGCCUUUUAGGCUCCAAACCUUCGGCCCUAGCCAAAGCUAAACCUACCCUACAACGAACGGCUCCUUCACGAGUGCUCCUCGCUUGUCCCUCCUUCAGAACCAUUGCGACAGCUUCUGCGAGACCCCAAGAGGCACCCCGCGAACCUCCCUCUGCAACACCAGAGAUCGACCUCCUACAGUCUCGCCGCCGGCGCAUCCGAGACUCAAAGCCCUUCUCCGACUUCCUCACAGAUACCUUCCACCGACAACAUGAUUACCUUCGCAUAUCUGUCUCGGAGCGAUGCAAUUUGCGGUGCGUCUACUGCAUGCCCGAAGAAGGCGUGCCCUUGUCGCCAAACCGAGAGCUCUUGACAACUCCAGAGAUUGUCCUCUUAUCGUCCGUAUUUGUCUCGCAGGGUGUGACUAAGAUCAGGUUGACGGGAGGAGAACCGACUGUGCGGCGGGAUAUCCUACCUCUGAUGCAACAGAUUGGAGAGCUGCGACGGCAUGGUCUAAAGGAGAUCUGCAUCACAACCAACGGCAUCUCUCUGCACCGGAAGCUCGACAGCAUGAUCGAGAGUGGGCUGACGGGCGUCAACCUGAGCCUCGACACUCUGGACCCUUGGCAAUUCCAGAUCAUGACGAGGAGGAAAGGCUUCGAGGCCGUGCAGAAGAGCAUCGAUAGGAUUCUCGAGCUCAACAGACUUGGUGCUGGCAUCAAGCUCAAGAUCAAUUGCGUGGUCAUGAGGGGUGUCAACGACAGAGAGGUGCUCCCAUUCGUGGGCCUGACGGAAGAAAAGGACGUCGAAGUCCGCUUCAUCGAGUACAUGCCAUUCGACGGUAACAAAUGGAGCAAAAAUAAGAUGUUUAGCUACCAAGAGAUGCUGGACCUCAUCAGGACAAAGUACCCGACGCUGCAAAAAGUGCAGGAUCACAAGAACGAUACAAGCAAGACGUGGCACAUUCCAGGCUUCACUGGCAGAAUAGGCUUCAUCACGAGCAUGACGCACAACUUCUGCGGUACUUGCAACCGUCUUCGAAUAACUGGUGACGGCAACCUCAAGGUGUGCUUGUUUGGCAAUGCUGAGGUCUCUCUACGCGAUAUCCUGCGGAAGUCCAACAGCGGCGAGCCCAUCGAUGAGCAGGCUUUCGAUGCCAUGAGACAGAUCGAGAUGGACCGGCGGAGGGACUUGUUAACAUCAGACCGGACUCCUCUCGGCCUGGCACCUAAUGAGAUGGAGCUGCUCGAAGUCAUUGGAGCUGCUGUCAAGAGAAAGAAGGCAAAACAUGCGGGCAUCGGUGAGCUCGAGCAUAUGAAGAAUAGGCCCAUGAUCUUGAUAGGUGGGUGA
Fusarium tjaetaba is the source of this 1341-nucleotide messenger RNA. Its product is annotated as molybdenum cofactor biosynthesis 1 A. The record is from RefSeq and is a predicted model, not a curated record. The coding region runs from base 1 to 1341 and encodes 446 amino acids. NCBI's taxonomy places the organism in Eukaryota, Fungi, Ascomycota, Sordariomycetes, Hypocreales, Nectriaceae. The transcript has a single exon. Gene Ontology annotation, molecular function: cyclic pyranopterin monophosphate synthase activity; GTP 3',8'-cyclase activity; metal ion binding. Gene Ontology annotation, biological process: Mo-molybdopterin cofactor biosynthetic process.